This is a messenger RNA of Impatiens glandulifera, 1232 nucleotides long. Its product is annotated as FH protein interacting protein FIP2. The transcript is spliced from 11 exons. The record is from RefSeq and is a predicted model, not a curated record. The coding region runs from base 122 to 1033 and encodes 303 amino acids. Gene Ontology annotation, molecular function: protein binding. Lineage: Eukaryota; Viridiplantae; Streptophyta; Magnoliopsida; Ericales; Balsaminaceae. Gene Ontology annotation, biological process: protein homooligomerization.
GCGUCUAGAACAACUCUCUCUCUCUCUCUCUCCGUCAGUUAUCAUUCACUCUCUCAAAUUGGCCGCCGACGCCUCACAAUCGAGGGCGAAAGUCAUACCCUUUACUCGAUUUUGAUCAUCAAUGGCGCUCAAUCCCUACGGUGGUUCUUCCUCUAUCAUUCGUCUUAACAUCGGAGGCAAGAAGUUUUCCACCACAAUUGAUACUUUGACUAUGCGUGAACGAGAUUCGAUGCUUGCUGCUAUGUUCAGUGGCCGUCAUACUGUCUGUGAAGAAUCUGCAAAGGGGUAUGUGUUUGUUGAUAGAGAUGGAAAACAUUUUCGUCACAUUCUGAAUUGGUUGAGAGAUGGUGUUAUUCCUUCACUAGAAGAUUCUGAAUAUGCGGAGCUUUUGAGGGAGGCAGAGUAUUAUCAGCUUCUUGUACUAGCAGAUGGAAUUAAUGCUACUUUGAAUAAGAGAAAGGAAGAUGAAGAGUUGGUUAGUGAAUUGACUAGGAUAGAUAUCAUCAAAUGCAUACAGUCAGAACGAGUCAGAUUUCGAGGAUUGAAUCUUUCCGGCCUCGAUCUUUCAAAGCUGGAUUUGUCAUGUGUGGAUUUCAGUUAUUCAUGUCUCAAGAAUGUAUUCUUCUCCAGGGCAAACCUUCAAUGCGCAAAGUUUCGCGAUGCAGAUGCUGAAGGUUCUAUAUUCCAUAAUGCAACAUUGCGUGAAUGUGAGUUUACUGGGGCAAACCUCCGUGGAGCUUUGUUAGCUGGAGCAAAUCUUCAAAGUGCAAAUUUGCAAGAUGCCUGUUUGAUAGACUGUAGCUUCUGUGGAGCUGACUUGCGUUCUGCACAUCUUCAGUCUGCCGAUCUAAAUAAUGCCAAUUUGGAGGGAGCCAAUCUGGAAGGUGCCAAUCUAAAGGGUGCAAAGUUGAAUAAUGCCAACUUUAGGGGAGCUAACCUUCAGCGAGCUUAUCUUCGUCAUGUUAACCUCCGUGAUACACAUUUAGAAGGUGCAAAGCUUGAUGGUGCCAAUAUGUUGGGAGCAAUCAGGUGAUCAGUGAUGAUGAAGGUUACAGACAAUUGCGGUGAAAUUAUUGGCUUGCAGCAACAUAUUAUUACUUUGUUAUUCUCAUUGUGAUAAAAAAAACAUUUGCUAAUUGAUUUGUGACAUGACAUUUGUUUGUUUCGGAGGAUUCCGAGGUUUGUGUAAGUUUGGAAAUUAGUUAUACUAUUUCUCAAAGAUUGUUUUGUUG